AAAUGUCCACAUCUUUACCCACUAUACUUAUGUCAUAAUGUAUGUAUAUGUACCAUUAUAAUUCAUAUUUUACAUUAUCUUCAUACACGCAUCUCCGCUGUUCCCACACCCACUUGUGCAUAUAACUAAAGAAAGAAAUAAUCUCCACUUUCUUUUUCCUAUAUAUUUAACUGCUGCAAGACUACUGGUUGAAAGCCAAGAAGCUCAGAGGUUCCUCUGCUCACACUCAUGGAGGAACCCAUCAUAGAGAGCUUCUUCUUCCCUCCAACUAACCUUCCUCCUGAAAUGAUGGAAGAGAUUCUCUUAAGACUACCCGUGAAGUCACUGAAGCGAUUCAAAUGCGUUUGCACCUCAUGGAGGUCUUUGAUCUCAGACACUCUGUUUACUCUGAAACACGCUUUGAUGUUGGAGGCGUCCAAGGCAACCACUUACAAGAAGAGUCCAUACGGAGUCAUCACAACGUCUCGGUACCAUCUCAAAUCUUGCUGCGUCCACUCUCUGUAUAAUGAGCCAAUGGCCAACGUCUUUGAGCAUGAUGGUGAGCUUUUAGGCAGAGAUUACUACCAAGUCGUGGGGACCUGCAAUGGGUUGGUCUGUUUCCAUGUAGAUUACAACAAAAGCUUCUACUUGUGGAACCCCACCAUCAAGGUUCAACAAAGAUUGCGUGGUUCGGAUCUUGAAACGGGAGAUGAGGUUGUUGUAAACUAUGGAUUUGGUUAUGAUGAAUCUGAAGAUGACUAUAAGAUAGUUGCAUUGUUGCAGCAAAGACAACAACUGAAGACAGAGGCAAUGAUCUACUCAACGAGGCAGAAGCUAUGGAGAAGAAGAAGCAGCAGCAACACUUGUUUUCCAUCUGGAGUUGUUCUUGCUAACAAAUCAAGAUCCGGCAUCUACAUCAAUGGAACACUAAACUGGGCAGCCACUCACUCCUCAUCAUCAGUUUCUACCAUCAUAUCAUACGAUAUGUCCCGAGAUGUGUUCAAGGAGCUUCUUGGACCAGGCUGUUGCAAGAGAGGAUGUUUUACAAUGACACUUGGAGAUUUGAGAGGAUGUCUUUCGAUGGUGUGUUAUUGCAAAGGAGCAAAAGCAGAUGUUUGGGUGAUGAAGGAGUUUGGAGAAAGAGAAUCUUGGUCUAAACUAUUGAGCAUUCCCGGUUUGACUGAGUUUGUUAGACCGCUUUGGAUCUCAAGAGAUUUCGUGGUUUUGUUGGAGUUUAGAUCCGGUUUAGCUCUAUACAACUGUGCCAAUGGGAAGUUCCAGUACCCAGUUCAAGACAGCUUGAGCGGUUGUCGGGACGCUAAAGUCUAUGUCAAGACAUUGGUUUCUCCAAGGGACCUUUAAGAUUGGCUCUAUACACAUUGUUUUCACUUUGGAUUUGGUUCAGUUUAUCUGCGCACCAUUGUUAUACAUCUACUUAAAAGGUAUUUUUUGUUCGUUCUUUAAUCGUAAAGUUACAUUUUUCA
Messenger RNA from Brassica napus (rape), 1463 nucleotides. Its product is annotated as F-box/kelch-repeat protein At3g23880-like. The record is from RefSeq and is a predicted model, not a curated record. Gene Ontology annotation, molecular function: protein binding. Bases 229 to 1341 code for a protein of 370 amino acids. The transcript has a single exon. Lineage: Eukaryota; Viridiplantae; Streptophyta; Magnoliopsida; Brassicales; Brassicaceae.